This is a messenger RNA of Helianthus annuus (common sunflower), 847 nucleotides long. RefSeq lists its product as uncharacterized. The record is from RefSeq and is a predicted model, not a curated record. The coding region runs from base 65 to 754 and encodes 229 amino acids. NCBI's taxonomy places the organism in Eukaryota, Viridiplantae, Streptophyta, Magnoliopsida, Asterales, Asteraceae. The transcript has 4 exons.
UUUUGAUGAAGUGGAACGUGAUAUAGAGGCCAAAAACUUGACGGGUGGCAUUAGGGCUGUGCUUAUGAAGCGGUACUCUGACCGCAAGUACGAGGCUAAAAAAUUAUUUAAGAGCAAGGGAGGUUACAAUGAUCUUGAGAGUGCAAGGGCAUUCCAUCCCGAGGAUAUGCCCUAUGAUAACUGGUUGAGAACCAUUGAAGGUUUCCGGGAAGCUAAAUAUAUUAAAAGAAGCGAGGCCAACACACUAGUACGCGAAAAACAACAAUUCCCAUACCGUGGGGGGACAUCUUCGUACGGUAGCACCGCCUAUAAAAAUGAUAUGGAUUGGGUACCUACGUAUGCUAAAACCCACACGGACAAUCAAGGGAAUUGGGUUGAUCCGGUUGCUGAACAAAAUUACCGGAACAUACAACAGGCCACAAGUCAAUGGAGCGGUGAGGGUCCGCCAAUUGCCCCGUAUCAGGAAGCGUUGGGUGAGCGGCGAGGAUGGUACCGCGGGAUGGGGCCUAAACCUUCUUCCAACACGUCCUCGCACUCGUCAUCUAACAUGUCGUCUUCGCAAGCUCGGACGCAAGAACCCUUUUCCGAGGAUUUUGUUAACAGCUUGUUCCAAACCCCGUCAUUUUUGAGCCAACUUAACAACUAUCUUGCUUCACAAGGAAAAGGAAAAGGAAAGUCAAAAGGCUACGAUUCUGACAACUUAUUCGAUAAUGAAUCCGACGAUGAACCCAACGAUAACGAUGACGAUGAGUGACUUGUUUUUAAUGUAUGCUUUGGAUUUAAUUAAACGUUGUAGGAUAUAAUGUACGACUUAAACGUAGUUUUUAAUUAGAUUACCUUUAGUAUA